This is a messenger RNA of Erigeron canadensis, 2072 nucleotides long. RefSeq names its product aspartic proteinase 36-like. The transcript has 9 exons. The coding region runs from base 185 to 1810 and encodes 541 amino acids. The record is from RefSeq and is a predicted model, not a curated record. Gene Ontology annotation, biological process: proteolysis. NCBI's taxonomy places the organism in Eukaryota, Viridiplantae, Streptophyta, Magnoliopsida, Asterales, Asteraceae. Gene Ontology annotation, molecular function: aspartic-type endopeptidase activity.
CGAUAUUCCAGCGAAAUACAGUUUUCAAACUCCCCUGUUUCCAUUCUUCCUUUCUGCCCCUCCAGAUUUUAUUCAAUUUCCUCCCAAAAAUAAAACACUCUUAAUUUUUAUACAACAAACCCACUUCUAUAUAUACGUACUUGUGUAUGUAUUGUAUAUAAUUAAUCUUAUAAUAUAUAAAGAAAUGCCGGUUUCUUUACAUGGCAGAAAUCCGGUUAGUUUGACAUUUUCCGGCGCCGUCCUAUUCUUGUGGCUAAAUGCGGCGGCUGUUAUUUGUGGGUUUCCGGCAAGUUUGACUUUGGAGAGAGCUUUUCCGGUGAACCAUAGAAUUGAGCUGCAUAAACUUAGAGAUAGAGAUAUAUACAGACACCGUAGGAUAUUACAACAAGCUUCUUCAAGUGGUGGAGUUGGUGUUGUUGAUUUCCCUGUUAAAGGCACUUAUGACCCUUUUCGUGUUGGGCUUUAUUAUACAAAAGUGCAAUUGGGAUCUCCUCCGAAGGACUAUUAUGUACAAAUAGACACCGGAAGUGAUGUGUUGUGGGUCAGUUGUACUCCAUGCAAUGGGUGCCCAACUUCAAGCGGAUUACAAAUUCCACUUGAGUUCUAUGAUCCUUCAACCUCACCGACAAGUGUUCCGAUCUCUUGUUCAGACCAACGUUGUGAACAGGCUAGCCGAUCUUCUGAUUCUGGCUGUUCCAAUAAUCAGUGCAGUUACAGAUUCCAAUAUGGAGAUGGUAGUGGGACGACAGGUUAUUAUGUAUCUGACUUGAUGCAUCUUAACAUGAUUGGUCUUGAUUCGGAAUCAUCAAACUCUUCAGCCAAUGUUGUAUUUGGAUGUAGCACAUCUCAGACUGGAGACUUGACUAAAUCUGAUAGAGCAGUUGAUGGGAUAUUUGGAUUUGGUCAACAAGGUUUGUCCAUAAUUUCACAACUUUCGGCGCAAGGGAUCGCUUCGGAUGCAUUCUCUCAUUGUCUUGUUGGAAGUGAUGAGGGGGGAGGUAUCUUGGUCAUUGGUCAAAUAAUGGAGCCAAAUAUGGUUUAUACUCCGCUUGUCCAGUCACAGCCACACUAUAACGUAAAUUUGCAGAGUAUAUCUGUCAAUGGCCAAACGUUAGCCAUUGAUCCAUCAACAUUUGCAAUUUCGGACAACCAAGGAGGAACCAUAAUUGAUUCAGGAACUACUCUGGCAUACCUUGCUAAAGAAGCUUUCAACCCUUUUGUGGAUGCUAUCACACAAUCAGUUUCACAGUCUGUACAGCCGCUUAUUUCAAAAGGAAAUCAGUGUUAUUUAAUUACAUCAAGUGUCGCUAGCAUAUUCCCGGCUGUAAGCUUAAACUUCGCUGGUGGAGCUUCAAUGCAUUUAAGGCCUCAGGAAUACCUUCUUCAGCAAAACUCCAUGGGUGGGGCUGAGGUGUGGUGCAUUGGUUUCCAGACAAUUCCAAAUCAAGGAAUUACUAUUUUAGGAGGUAUAAUAUUCAUAAUAAACUUAAAUUCACUUCGAAUUUCUGACUGUUAUUCUCUUGUUUUGAUUGAUGUUUGUACUUGCCUACUUGGUGAUGCAGAUCUUGUUCUUAAAGACAAGAUUGUUGUUUAUGAUUUGGCUGGUCAACGGAUUGGAUGGUCGAAUUAUGACUGUUCAACAUCUGUAAACGUCUCUUCCACCUCAACUGGCGGCAGAAGUGAAGUCGUAAACGCUGGUCAGUUUGGCAGUAGCAGUUCAUUGAAGAUUACUCGUUAUGAACUAAUUCCGAUUCUUAUUCUUGCAUCCAUACUACACUUGGCAGUGACAUUCGUUGGUUUUUCUUUCUAGCAUCUUGUGGCCCGUUUUAUUUCAUUCUUUUUUCUUUCAAUUUAUUUUUCCACUUUAAGUGGCCACAUACUUGCUAGUAUUCACAUUAGGAGUUUAAUUAUGGCAUCUUCUGUUUCCGCUUGAGCCUUAUAAUGUUACACACUCUAGUUAUCUAGUUACAUUGUAACAUUUCCUGUUUAUAGGCACACAUAGUUGAUACGUUGUACUCGUAUAUAUAAUGAAAUACAAGUUGACCUUGCUAUUUGAGCAGUCUUGCAAACUA